UUCCCCGCGCCGAUCUGGUACUUGGUGGCCUGGCGGAGGUCCAUCUCUCGGAGCAGGAAGAGGAGCUCUGGCGCCCGGCGCUAGCCAAGAUGGCCAGGCGCGCUCCACCAUCUUCUGCACCUCCGCCAAGGCCCCCCUCCCUCCACCUCCUCCUGUGGCACUCGUGCCGGCAUGGGCGGCGCCGCCCACGGCCGUUCCUAGGCAGGGCGCGCCCCUGUCUGAGGAGCGAAUCGACGCCUCGCUCAGCGUGGUUCGAGAUAGAGGAAGGAAGAACGAUGGUGGUCUCUAGCGCGCCGGGACAGCGGCCAUGGCGGAAGGUCGCUGUGCUCGAUACUCGGCUAUGCGGGCCUGGAAGUGGGCCUUGUGAUUAGCCGCUUAAUCCAACAUAAAUAAUCAUGUCUACUCCGGGCGUCCGCGCACGAUUAUUUGCGGGGCGGUUGUGGGGCGCCGCAGACGGCCCGAGUCCGCUUGCACCCUGAGCUCAGCCCCAGAAAACCCACGGGACACGGCGCUCGCAGCCACGUCCAAAAGCCACGAGCCCACGACCCGAUCUACACUCGCGCGACGGCGGCGGCGGCGGCGGCUGCUUAUCCAUCCAGCAGAAAAACAGCCUGCAGGACGACUUCUUCUUCCCGGCCGAGGACACUCCUUCCACAACUGGCGGCGCCGCCGCCUCCGCAUCUGACGCCACCGAUACCAAGCUUCUUCCGGCGCCCCUCUUCGCCGGCAGACCUGAAAUUUUCUCUUUUACAUUGAAAAGGUCAAAUUCCGUGAUGAAUACAACUCAGAAAGUUGACCCUGAGGAACCAGCUGCUAGGAUUGCUCAACAAGCCUCACAAUUCAAACGAUGGGGACGAAAACAUCCAUUUGUUCGAUAUGGCCUUCCACUCAUUUCUUUGACAGUGUUUGGUGCCGUCGGUCUAGGUCAUCUUAUACAGGGAGGCAAAGAGGUAACAAAGGAAAAGGAGGAUAUAGAAUGGGAGGUUGUAGAGACAACAAAAGCUCUGAGCCGAACAGGACCAGUGGAAGGGGCAUAUAAGCCUAAGAAUCUCUCACUAGAGGAUGAACUGAAGGCUUUGCAGAAGAAGGUUGACAUAAAUAGCUAUGACUACAAGAGAAUUCCCAAACCAAAUGAAAACAAAUGAAGUAAAGUGUUGCUUACAUCCCGAGGAGUGGGAAACUGGUUAAAAAGCUCCGGAAGGUUUCUUCGUCUUGUUUCUUCAUGAAUUCCUUCGGAUGUUAUCCAAGUAUCAAAACAAGAUCAGGAAGACACUAGCACCAGAGCUUUGUGCUUCGUCAGCCACCAGCUGUAGGAAUCAGUGUUUGUAGCGCAGGAGGCAGCCAUGGCAUACCUAUGAGAUUUUUGUGGUGAUAAACAUAAAGCUUCUUGCUUGGCAGUAUUAGGUGUGGGAAGUGUCGAUGAUACCCCAACCCCAGUAGAGCAACCGAAGAAACUCUACAUAAGCCCCCCGAACGCUAAAAGGUUUCAACUUCCUGAUGGACGGCAUCUGGCUUAUGAAGAAAAAGGAAUUUCAGCUGACAG
Messenger RNA from Lolium perenne, 1543 nucleotides. RefSeq lists its product as uncharacterized. Gene Ontology annotation, cellular component: mitochondrial membrane. The record is from RefSeq and is a predicted model, not a curated record. Lineage: Eukaryota; Viridiplantae; Streptophyta; Magnoliopsida; Poales; Poaceae.